AUGACUUCUCAUCCGCUGAAAUCACUGCUUCAGUUACAAUUAGCCUCGGACGCGUCUUCUGUUUUGCACCUGUCAUCUGUGCUGUCAACUCUAUCAGAGGACUCUUUGUGUCCUUCCCCUCAUCUUCAGAAAUGGACAUCCCGUGUGACUUCCUUGAUUCAUUCAAAAGACGCUGGAGCUCGAUGGGCUGGCAUGUGCAUCGCAUACCGUACUUCAUCGCUAUCAAAGUCUACGAUGACAGAGUGUGCGCAGAGCUGGGCAGGCCUCGCGCUUUCCAUCCUUACAAAACCUGAACCUCUGCCGCUGCUCAAGGCUUCAAUAAGAUAUCUUCGUCAUGUGCUCAGCGCAGUAACCGACGUGCCAGAGCUUCAAAGGCAACUUGCCACUCCGACCGUUCCAAAAUUUAGCCAGGCGCUGGUAUAUAUCGUCGAAAAGGCUGCAGAUUAUGAGCUUAAAGCUCUAGCAAUGGACACAUUGAAGGACAUGGUUGUUCUGUAUCCUUCAUUGAAUCGAGCCUCGAGUUCCUCAAUCACAAAAAUGUGUCACCAAAUCCUGAAUGGCUCUGCACCACAACGCACGAAUAAAUUGUUGCUGCAUAACGCAGCAAACGUAUAUGCUGUUCUUCAUUAUACCGGAGGCAAGGUUGGGGCAGCAAACCUGUGGAAGAAAUCUGUAGACGAGACCCUUCAAUGUCUCUGGGCUGCGUCGAUAGGUCUCAGAUCUACAUUUCCAGUGAACAACAGCCCCCUGCCCUCCAGUGAACUAUUAUGCGAUGAUCCAGUGUUAGCUGUCACCCUCAAUCUCGACCGAUUGCAAUGCAGCGUUGCUGCGCUUUGCAGUUUGCUGAGGACGACCGUUCAAAGACCAGUCCAAGUGCCUAUAGGACGUAUAAUGGAGUUCUGUCUAUUCCUGCUAGCUUGUACCAUUGAUGAAGAGAAAGACGGCCACGUUGACGCAACAUUCAGAGCCUUGGAGCUUGCUAUUGUGCCUGAGCUACAGAGUUCUGCAUGCGACCUGCUCUGUUGCCUGGCGAAAACCAUUCAGCAUCGACUGACACCGUACGUGUCUCGGCUGGUCGUUAUGAUAACAUAUCAUCUCGAACAAAACCCUCUACCAGAGCAACGAUGUCGGCUGCUCAAAUGCAUCCAAACUUUACUGAGCAAUAGCUUCUCCCCCAGCAGCGAACUUAGCUCCACGAGGCUCGUCAAAGCCAUCAUGCUUUCUCUCAUGCCAUUGCUUUCAACUAAGUCUGAUGCACGCGUAGGCGAAACGAGUUCUGUACAAAGCAAAAAAGGCAGGAAACGCAGACGAGAUUAUGAAGGAGACGAGGUGUUUAAACUAUCAAAAGACGUCAUUUGUUCGUCGAUCGCCGAGGGAGCGGUCAUUAUCUGUGCCCUAGACGCACUGCAAGUUAUAAUGCGAGGCGCUGAAUUGCAACCAGCCAUUCGCUCUCUGGCCUGCCGUGUCCUCUUGUCCUUGUCACUGUCCUUGACAGCCAUGUCCCGUUCCUCUUUGUCUCAAGACGUUCAUCUGCACGGUUUAGUAUACGCAAAAGUGAACGGAAUGUGUCUAGAGCUCGCUCGAGGGACGACGAGCGCGAUGAGCAGAAGCCUUAGCUUGGUCCUCAGAUCAACUGUGACGGAAGGCAAUGAACAUACCAUGCAAACAAAACUACAAUUACAACAAGAAGUUGACCUUCUUCUUCAUCCUCGCGGUCCACCAUUAGUCCGCCCGCUGCCUCAUGUGGAAGCGCUAUCUCUAUUCCGCGCCGAGGAAAGCAACGAGGAGCUCGCUGCUCGUACAUCAUUUGCCUUGGCUACAACAUAUGAUGCAAACACUAUGGAUGUCGCGGCAGACCCUAUCGUGGUGACCCCGACACCUCAAUCAACUCAACCCGUACUGCCACAUUUACCUAUGCCAACACCCAAAACAGCAGCUCCUGCACCAAUAUCGAUAUCAUCUCCGGUGCCGGCCAGUCAAAAAAUAAUGUCUGAGAUCGCGGAAGAACCAAAAAAAGAUUCUGCCGACGUCCCUUCAGCGAUACCAAGUCAACAACCAACAAAAUCUCUGCUGUCGUCAUCUUCCAGUCAAGAACCUCGGUUUAUCCCAGUGGCGGUGGACGAUGACGAGGAAGAGGAAGUAAUGCCGACUAUUGAUAUGGAGUCGGACUCAGAUGGUUGA
This is a messenger RNA of Suillus clintonianus, 2181 nucleotides long. RefSeq names its product rRNA processing/ribosome biogenesis-domain-containing protein. Bases 1 to 2181 code for a protein of 726 amino acids. Gene Ontology annotation, cellular component: nucleus. The transcript has 10 exons. NCBI's taxonomy places the organism in Eukaryota, Fungi, Basidiomycota, Agaricomycetes, Boletales, Suillaceae. Gene Ontology annotation, biological process: rRNA processing. The record is from RefSeq and is a predicted model, not a curated record.